ACAAAAAAAAAAUACCAUCAGAAAAUAACAUUUGUGUUGCGUUCAAUCUUCGUAUUGAAAAUUAAAAAUAAUUGUUGGAAUAUUGUUAAACUCAUUUUGAAUGCACGGGUUAACAAGAUAAGGGCACACCAAGUAAAAUGUCGGGCUAUCCAAUUGACUUGGAAUUUGAUAGGAAGCUAAUAGAUUUAAUCAAAGCAAAUCCCAUGCUAUAUGAAAGGGAUCUUAGGAGCAGCCCGUACACAGAUAUGAAAAAGAAGUUCGAAUUAUGGAGCCACAUAGGACAAUCUUUGAAUAGAGAGACAAAGGACUGUCUUUUGCGUUGGAAAAGCUUGCGUGCGAAAUAUCGUCGAGAAAUGGCCAAGUUAGGCAAAGAAUCAGGUUGGGAACUAUUGGACAACAUGAAAUUCAUUGAGAAGCACAUUAAAUAUCAAGGCAGAACGCAGCGCAAUUUAAAGAGCCCCGAACACCAAAGUGUACCGUUUAAUUACUCCAUGGAGGCUGAACAACUAAUCGAGGAAAUCCACGAGGAAGAUGACGAUCCUCUUCAGGAGGCUAUGGACGAACAAAUCAGCACAUUUGUACCUGCCUCCUACACUAGUCGUGAGAAAGUGUUUCAAUCUCCAGCCACAACUUUAAAUACCAGCACAAGUUCCAGCAUGCAAUACAGUGGCACAAUGAAACGCAUUGAGGCUCUGCUAGAAGGUCUGGGAGGCGAGAAUCAGCUCAAAGCCGAAAAGCGUAUUGUAGCAUAUUUAUGCAAAUGCCAGUUGAAAACUCUCAACAAUGAAGAUGUGGAUGAUGUUGAUAUUUAAGUUAUAAGAAAUAAUUAAAAAAACAAAAGAUUAGAUCUUAAGUACGACAAGACGUAUAACCCAUUAAGUAAAAGGCUAGACAUAUUGAUCAGUUAAUAAAAAACAAGCUAAAGGAAAAACAAA
Stomoxys calcitrans (stable fly) is the source of this 935-nucleotide messenger RNA. RefSeq lists its product as uncharacterized. Lineage: Eukaryota; Metazoa; Arthropoda; Insecta; Diptera; Muscidae. Gene Ontology annotation, cellular component: nucleus; transcription regulator complex. The record is from RefSeq and is a predicted model, not a curated record. The coding region runs from base 138 to 812 and encodes 224 amino acids. Gene Ontology annotation, biological process: regulation of transcription by RNA polymerase II. The transcript has 3 exons.